Paramuricea clavata is the source of this 417-nucleotide messenger RNA. The record is from the annotation of a GenBank genome assembly. NCBI's taxonomy places the organism in Eukaryota, Metazoa, Cnidaria, Anthozoa, Malacalcyonacea, Plexauridae.
AUGCCUUGGAACGGGAAAAAAAGGAUACGGAGAAGCGACGACGGAAAGCAAGAACAGAAUGCAGGAAGAGACAGAGGUUCGUCGAAAAAGAGGACCUCAGAAAACAGAUCAAAAUUAACAAGGAUUUCGACAAAAUUCUCAAGAAGGAGUAAAAGACAGUGUCCAAAAGAUGGAAAAAGUAGAUCAAGAGCACCUCGAAUCAGUUCCGCAAACGCAGAAAGCAGAUUGAGAUCGACGCACGGAAGGCAACAAGGGAGGCGUGGAUAUGGGGACGUGAAAUCAAAAAGGAGGAAAGAGAACGACAAAAAAUGUUUCCGCCUGGAAGGUCGAAGCCCAGAAGUGGAAAAAGGAAUCGCAAAGGUUGAGAAGAAACGAGAAAGCACGGGAGAGACGCGCCGAGCAGAACCGCAAGAUUAG